UACAGAUGCCAUUUUGUAGAUGGAAAACAGGAAAAAUAGUGUGCUCGGUUAUUCUGGCUAGUUCUGACUUAACCAUUUUUUCAUCAUGCCAGUCUCGUGUGCCGCUGUAGGCUGUACAAACCGAUUCAUUAAGGGGUCAGAAAUACGGUUCUACAGGUUUCCAAUUAGCAAACCUCAGCUUGCGUCUCAAUGGGUACAGAGUCUGGGUCGCAAGGGUUUCAUCCCCACGCCUAAUUCGUGUCUCUGCUCAGAGCACUUUGAGCCAGACUGCUUUCGUGAUUACAAUGGAAGGCAGUUUCUGAGGGAAGAUGCUGUUCCCACCAUUUUCACAGCUUCCCAAAGUCCUGGACCAGACACUCUGAGGAUUGAAUUACGAAAGAAUCGUGGAGUGGUUGCACCUAAAGAUGCAAAUAAAGUUCAGGCCAGCCAGUUGAGCACUGUGUCAGAGAAGGAGAAAGUAAAGGAGCGAGAGAGAGCAAAAGUAGGUACAACAGACAAGCGGCAAAAGAUGAAGGAGACAAACGCUGCCAACUAUAAGGCCGCAGCACGUAGGAUCCAUUCGCGAAAAGUCUGAAUUGCCGAUGCGUUCGUUGAACGGUACCCAA
Molecule: messenger RNA, 605 nt
Organism: Megalops cyprinoides (Indo-Pacific tarpon)
Lineage: Eukaryota; Metazoa; Chordata; Actinopteri; Elopiformes; Megalopidae
Gene: arl14ep
Product: ADP-ribosylation factor-like 14 effector protein
Exons: 4
Coding region: 86-574 (162 amino acids)
Molecular function (GO): sequence-specific DNA binding
Source: RefSeq, a predicted model, not a curated record